GAGAUCAACCUGCUGUGCACACUCACACACACAUACACACACACAGAGGACUCUAGCAGGUACAUUGGUGAAGAUCUCUCCCGGAUACUAAGGGUGAGACUGAGAGUCACAUAGAGACCAACACUGGAGGCGUCACUAUCGGAAACUAAGCAGAGCGCAAAGAGGAACCAAGAUGAACGCUGUCCAAGAGCGCAAGCCCAAGAGGCCCCACUACAUCCCCCGACCGCCGGGCAAGCCCUUCAAGUACCAGUGCUUCCAGUGCCCCUUCACCUGCAACGAGAAGUCUCACCUCUUCAACCACAUGAAAUACGACUUGUGCAAGAACUCCAUCUCCCUGGUCUCCCAGAAAGGCGGAAACGUCGGAAGGCAGGUCAAGCCCUUAGAAAAGGGGGAACUUUGCCCUCUGCCCCCGAACGACGCCCCCUGUCCCCAGCCUGUAGUCCAGAGCCCCAGCCCUCCCCACCAAGAAGACGAGGAACACAAGGAGGCUGAGGAGGAGGAGGAGGAGGAGAAGGAGGAGGAAAUAGAUGUGGAACAUGUCAGCCCAGUCCGACAGGACACUCACAAUGUCCUGAAGCCAAGCAUAGAAACCAAUGAGAACAAAGAAGACAGGCCUUCAGCCUUCUCCACAAUCACGCCCAAUCGGGAUAGCGCAGACGACAUGAAGUCACCUAUCCACCAAUCGGAGGAGCCGCCCAUCCCCGCUCCGUUACCCGACAACCCUGCCUACACAUGGGGCCCGCUGGGACCAUCGCUGCCCUUUAAACCACCCCACCCAGCUCAAAUGCUUCCAGAAUAUUCCCACUACAUGUUCUCAGAGCGGCCCCUGCAUCCUUUCUACUCACACUACUUCCUCCCAGGACACCAUCACCUGAACGGGUCGAACCCCUCUCCCUACCACAGAGACUUCCUGGAGUCCCAGAGGCCAGUGCUGGCUCAACCCCUGGCCCAGCCCCACCCCUCCCUCUACCCCCAGUACCCAUACCGAUACAACCCCACUCUUCACCCUGCACCCUCGGUGCACUACAGCCUGCAACUACUACCCCACGAGCUCCAGAUUCCAGUCCCAGGCUCCAGGUACUUUCCUCUGGACGUGUACCGGUCCGGGCUGGGGCUCCAGGACUAUGACCUUUACUUCCACCAUCGUCUCCACAGUGAGCCCGCUAGCACGGCUGAGAAGGAGGAGGACAGCCAGAGUCAGGCAGGAGACAAGCCCACCAGGUUGAGCCCCAAGGCGGGGUGCGCUGCCUCGGGGUCACCUGACAGACCCGGUCACUCCCAGUUCAGCCAGAGACACACUGAGUUCCCCCACUGUACCAUCCCGAGGGAGAUGCAAGCAGUCAGCCAAUCGGGCGACGCAGGUCCAACCUCGCAACCCAUCGGCGCAGACGCAAGCAGAGAUGAAACCACAAAAAGCUUGCAGCUAAAAACACGCCUGGCAGAAGGGCCACCAGAGCAAAACGCAGAGAUCACAACACCCGUCUCCGAGGUCUGUAAUGACUCUCUAUCUGAACACGGUGAAGACAUAGCCCCCCUGAACCUCUCGACAAGACACCAGGACAAGGAUGUCAGAAAUGACCUCCACGCCAGCAGAGGGAGCUGUCCUGGUCCAGGAACCAUCCAGGAGGACCUGCCACUGAACCUGAGUCUGAGAGCUCCAGCCAGCAGCAGCCCAGACCUCAGUCCCACCCUGGCCGCCCCUGGAGGCCUCCUCCAGCAUCUGUCUGGGAAGGAGCCCUGCGACCAGCAUAGACAGACUGCAGCCCUGGCCCUGUGCCAGUUGGCCGGUGCCAGCUCAACCAACAUCUCCCGUGGCCUCAGUACUGCAGUCAGCCCCCCAGAGUCAGAAAUCUCCACAGAGCCUGUCCGCCCCCCUACCCAGACCACCCCAGCCCUCACACAGAAGGGACAUACGGCCAGGACAGGGCAGGGCCCCAGGGCCAAGCAGGUGAAACGGUCAAGCAGUGAACAGGCCCCGCUUCCCUCAAAGAGGCCAGCCAAGAGGACCAAGGGUAAGGAGGCUGGUCGGGCCUUGAGGAAACGGACUCGCUGCUGAUGACCACCAAGCUCCAGUAGCCACACCUCACCUGCUGGAAGACUCUUCACUACGGGAGAACUUUGGGAAUCAUAAUGAACAAACGUUUACCUAGACCUGAAACAAGGCCAUUUCAAUGUUGUCAUUGAUAUUACACUUAUAGCUAGAUGUGGCCGCAGACUUGGAUGCGAUCUCUGAAUUGUGUUACUGUGCAUGCACUGAAUAGGCAAAGAUAGAAUUAUAUAAUAUCAUUAGGGUUCAUACUCAGAAACUAGGAAAGGAUAAGUUCAUUCAGGUCAUUCAUUGGUAAGCCCUACCCCCACAAAACAAAAUACAUUAUACCACUUAAUUAUAGGUUUGAUCUGUUCAAUUAAAUCACUUCAACAAAGGCACUUUGCAUGCUUCUCAUUUCUGUUAAAGCUAGUUAGUCUGUUGCAGUGAAAGGGUAAAAGAUGCAGAAUAAAUCAAGAAGAAGUCUUAAUGAAGUGAGAAAAAAAAAACGGAUUUGGAAAAGGCACUGUGAGUUUUGAAAUAUUGACACGUGUUUUCAAAAAAUGGGGAUACAAAUGUAGAAUAUUUAAUGGUUUGAAAGUGUGUUUGUACACUAACAAUACUGUAAAGCCUGUGAAUGUCAGGGACACCCUCCAUAUUAUUUCUUCAGUUUUAUCAUGAAGAAGGUGAAAGAUAUUGUGUAAAAAUGAUAUAUUAUUUAAACAUAACAUAUUUUGUAUAUAUUCGGACAGGUGUACCGUUUAUGUGGUGGUGGGAAUGUUGCAAUGUUUAAAUAAUGAAACGAUACCAAAUAAAAGAAAAAAAUACAACUAAAACCCAUGUGUUU
This is a messenger RNA of Osmerus eperlanus (European smelt), 2873 nucleotides long. It is a transcript of the gene znf750, whose product is annotated as zinc finger protein 750. The record is from RefSeq and is a predicted model, not a curated record. Gene Ontology annotation, biological process: epidermis development; positive regulation of transcription by RNA polymerase II. Gene Ontology annotation, molecular function: promoter-specific chromatin binding; DNA-binding transcription activator activity, RNA polymerase II-specific; RNA polymerase II cis-regulatory region sequence-specific DNA binding. Gene Ontology annotation, cellular component: nucleus. The transcript has 3 exons. Lineage: Eukaryota; Metazoa; Chordata; Actinopteri; Osmeriformes; Osmeridae. The coding region runs from base 173 to 2056 and encodes 627 amino acids.